UAGUGCGCAGACCAAUGAAUCGCCUUCUCUGUUUAAAUAGUCCUUGAUGUCAACUUUUCUGCACUCAAACGUCCCCCUAACGCCAUGUUGGCUGUUAUUACUUGACUUGUUGUUUUCAUCUGCUUUACUACGGAUUUGACAGGAGUGGCUUUCUUAAACCCCCCUGCGCCUGUGGAGACGCUUUAAUCCAUUUUUGCGCGUACGCGUUGUGGAUGAUACGCGCGGAGCAUGCACGCAUCACUCCUGUGACUUUGCAUUUGAGAGGAAUACUGCUUGGAAAUAGAAGUUUGAAAGGGUUUGGUUGUUAUUUGUGUCUUUUUUUUCCUUGUCAUAUGUGCAACAAAAUGUCAGAUGUUCGCCUUUCUAAUGCGAGCCCGACAUUGGAGAGGGUGGAUGCGCGGCAUCCGGACAACGUCAGACCUCCUGUCCGCAGAAACCUCUUCGGCUCACGGUCACCUGACCGAGAGGAGAUACGGAGGUAUUUGGCGGCUGCGAUGCAGGAAGAUGUGCGGGAUUUUAUGGAGGAGUACAAUUUCGAUCCCGUCAACGACAGACCGCUCACUCCGCGCAAUUACGAGUGGCAGGAGGACAGCGACGCCGCGGAGUUUUAUCUCAGACCGCCCCACGGGAGCCGGAGUGAUGCGGACCCGCACGGCGGUAACAACCGGCCGGGAGCCGAGGGGAGUAGCGAAGGGCAGUCGGAUCGCAAUCCGCACAGAGACGACUCCAGGAAAAAACGGCCGGGAGCUUCAGGUCCCUGCUCCGGCGAGUGUCCGAGUAAAAGGUCGCAUACCGACGGAGAUGAUGAUGAUGAUAAUGAAGACCAGUCGGGCGGUGCAGCAGGGCAGGCGGUGAAAGCCGAGGAGGAGAGACCGGGCAGGCCGGAGAGCAGCGCGGAAGUCCAGUGAAAAACCACCAGAGCGGGGAGACCUGUCGCUGGUGGAAUACUGUAGCCUUUCUCAUCAUCUGACAGAUGGGAGAGAAAACACAAAAGCUGCCUUUUCCUGAAGAAGGGAGGAGGAGAGGCUGCACAAGCACUGAAUAUGUACACUAUCAAGUUUUGGCACUCAUUUCAUAUAAAUUGCCUCAGAAGCAGCAGACAAUGUAGCAGUGUGCAAAUGGAUUUUUGCUCAUUUUUUUUAUCUACUACCUAUGUUUCAGAUGUAGCACAUAAAAAAAAGCAUAUUUUGCUUUUCAUACCUUUUUUUCGUUAAAUGUAUUUGAAUACGUGUGUGAAUUUGACUCGGGAAGUUGCAGUGCAAUUUCCAACAGAGAAAUAUUAUUUUGUUAAAGUGGUCAUAUUGUAUAAUUAUUCAGGUAAUUGAUGUAAGUUAAAAAUGCAGAUUUCAGAAGUCAGGGUUAUGUGGAAACAAAAUGUCUUUCUUUCUCUAUGGCUUUAUUCGUCCCAGUGUUAUAUAUCUUGUUUUUGAAGGCCCAGAUGGCCACACUGUAAGUUGAGGGUCCAUCUUACUGGGAACAGCCAUGACAGAUAAAGUUUACAUGCAAAUAAUGUCUCCCUUCUUUCCUUCUUUCUGUCUUUCUUUCAUUUUUCAUUUUUGUAGGGGUUUUUGCCAAAGUUUGUGCCUUUUUGUUCUGAGGUAGAGGGGUGGGGUGGGAGGGUGGUUAAACUGCUGAGCAAUAUCCAACCAAAUUUUAACAGUAUUUGCUAAUAAUCCUAAGAAUUAGCUUUUGUUUUUAAAUUAGGUGAGUUCAUAUGUUAGUGGCUUUCAGGUCACAUAUCCCGCCCCUUGUAAUGAGUGGUGUAGUCCAGGGUAACAUAGAUAAAAUAUGUUAAGAUCACAGGGCUACUUAUGCAAAUAUGUGAAUCAAAGAUUUGUGGUGUGGAAUUCAUGUGGAACAUGUAAUUGCACUAUUGUUAAUUUCUCUUUUUUUUUUAGGGCAGAAAAACAAAGUGACACUGCCUCAUUUGGUAAAACUUUGAAGUGUACCUGUGUGCCUUUUUUUCUAAAAAAAAAACACUGAAAAAAUUAUACUAACUUAUUUAUAUUGAGCUUUUCGUUGUGGGUGUAUGUACAGCUU
This is a messenger RNA of Chelmon rostratus (copperband butterflyfish), 2040 nucleotides long. It is a transcript of the gene cdkn1ba, whose product is annotated as cyclin-dependent kinase inhibitor 1Ba. The record is from RefSeq and is a predicted model, not a curated record. Gene Ontology annotation, cellular component: nucleus; cytoplasm. Lineage: Eukaryota; Metazoa; Chordata; Actinopteri; Chaetodontiformes; Chaetodontidae. The coding region runs from base 213 to 908 and encodes 231 amino acids. Gene Ontology annotation, biological process: negative regulation of cell population proliferation; G1/S transition of mitotic cell cycle; regulation of cell cycle. The transcript has 3 exons. Gene Ontology annotation, molecular function: protein-folding chaperone binding; cyclin-dependent protein serine/threonine kinase inhibitor activity.